Messenger RNA from Neoarius graeffei (lesser salmon catfish), 1497 nucleotides. It is a transcript of the gene acod1, whose product is annotated as aconitate decarboxylase 1. The coding region runs from base 1 to 1497 and encodes 498 amino acids. The record is from RefSeq and is a predicted model, not a curated record. The transcript has 5 exons. Gene Ontology annotation, molecular function: lyase activity. Lineage: Eukaryota; Metazoa; Chordata; Actinopteri; Siluriformes; Ariidae.
AUGUCGUCUUCAGCAAAGAUCAGAGCUGCUCGUAAGCGUGAACUGAAUGAGGUUUUUCCCUUCCACAAGCUGGUGGAGCGAAGGGCAGAGGGAAGAGGGUACCGAGUUGUUGAGGAGCCUAACUGCCUGGGGGAAGAAGCUGUUGUAGUAUCUGGCAGCAGUGGUUCAGAUACUCCUAAACCUUUUGCCAGACAAACGAGGGGUGAACAGUCCAUGGGAGGGGUGGAAAGGGGACUUGUGAUCAGUGACAUUGCAGUUCCCAUACCAGACAGUGAUGCAUGUCUAGAGGAUGCUCUUGAUUGUCCACCAGUAGAAGGUGGUAAGAACGGGAAGGGGGAAGCUGGCCUUUUCAGCCUCCGCAGGAAGUGGAGAUGCUGCUGGGCUUUUCUGGUGAUGAUGGUAGUGUUGAGUGUCCAGAUGUCUGCCAUAUUCACUCCCAGGAACUUCAUGCUGCUGACUAUCUCAACAGCAGAGCCACUGAUGUGGAGUAGAGUGCAGGUGGCAGGACUGUUUGCCUUUAACAUCCCCAAAAGGUUCCACCCUCCUACAGUUGUUGGAGUUAUGGGCAGUGCAGCUGCCACAGCUAAACUCCUGGGUCUGUCUCCAUCUCAGACCAUGGCAGCUCUUGCUAUUGCAUGUUCAUCUGCUGGUGCUCCUCUGGCAAAUGCUGCUACUCAGACUAAGCCACUGCACUUGGGAAACGCUGCUAGGUGGGGCCUGGAAGCAUCUCAGUUUGCCCUUCUUGGUCUAGAGGGCAACAAACACAUUCUGGACCUGGAGUCAGGUUUUAGCAUUUUCUACCAGGAUUAUUUACCAUGUCAUUUGGCUGAGGUUUCCCCAUCUAGCCAGUACAGGUGGGUGCUGGAAGAACAGGAUAUUGCAUUUAAGCGCUUUCCUGCACAUCUUGGCAUGCACUGGGUAGCUGAUACAGCAAUAAAAGCGAGGAAUAAAAUUCACACCAUAGAGCCAAAUGCUGAUCUCAGUCAAAUUAAGAGGAUUGUUCUGAGAGUCCCUUCAUCCAGAUACAUAGACUGUCCACUCCCAGUGACGGAGCACGAGGCUAGGCACUCAUACCAGUUCAGUUGCUGCAGUGCACUGCUUGAUAGUGAGGUCACUAUGGACUCCUUCAGCAGUAAAAUGAUGGAAAGGAAAGCACUGAAGGACCUGCUCCUCAAAGUUCAUCUGGAAAAUCCAAAAGACAAUCAGGCUAGUUUCGAAAAGAUGUACUCUGAAGUUGUUGUGGAGAUGGCCAACAGAGAAACACACACAGCACGUUGCAACACAUUUUAUGGUCACUGGAGAAAGCCUCUCAGUCAGGAGCAUUUGGAAGGGAAAUUUAAGAAUAAUGCAUCGACUGUGCUGAGCACAGAUGCUGUAGAUAGUAUAGUGCAACUCAUUGACAACCUGGAGACAGUCCCUGACUGUUCCGUACUUGGGUCAUGCAAUUUCAUAAGCACAAACCAAAGCACUGACUCCUAUUAUUCAUCAUCUGCUUGA